CCCAUGACGGUCUUCUUAUCUCGUAGCAGGUAAACACCUGCUACACGUGUCAUGUCUUCUCCCUAUCUGGUAUCGUAGUUUCUGCGCAGCGCGCCGCCGCUAUCUACUUAAAGAAAUGCCGAGCGUAGCCGAGGGUGUGUUUUUGGUUGUUCUUUGGAGUUGUAACGUGUUGCUGCCGGACGUGUUGCCUCACCGGCUUGUGCCUUUACGGAAUAAAACUUUUCCGUUUGUUACUUGCUCUGGGUUAAGUUCCUGAAGACACAACAUAUUUCCUGCGACGAGGAUGGGAUGUCCGACCAGAACCAGCUAUGCAAGGUACAAGCAAGGCAGAAGGCGGCCUCUCAGACGGUAAGCCUGAGCAUCGUCCUCAAGUUAGAAAGAUGGCAACUAUCGGUCAAGUGGAGCCCUUCGAUGAGUCUGUAUCGGACUGGGAGUCCUAUCAGGAAAGACUCGCUGCUUUCAUUCGCGCAAACCAAAUUCCCGAAUCUAAUCAAGUUGAUGCUUUUCUGAGUAUAAUCGGGCCAAAGACCUACAAGCUACUGAAGAGUUUGUUAGCGCCAGACCCGCCAACAAGUAAAACCUUGGAAGAGCUCAAGAAAAUUUUGCGCGACCGCCUUUCACCGCGACCAUCGGUUAUUGCCGAAAGGGCGAAAUUUCACAAGAGAGUGCAGCAGGAAAAUGAGGGCAUAGCAGAAUUUGUCGCAGAGUUGAAACGUUUUGCGGAAUACUGUAAUUUUGGAGCAAAUCUUCAGGAAGCUCUACGAGAUAGGCUCGUUUGCGGAUUGUUACGGUUGGACAUCCAGAAAGCUCUUUUUACGGAAGAUGAAUCCCUGACUUUCAAGAAAGCAACAGAGAAAGCACUGUCACUAGAGAUGGCAACCAAAAACGCGACAGAAUGCCAUUCCAACAACGUCGCUCAACCCAUCAUCCAAGCGAUAUCAGUGAAUGAAAAGACCGGGAAGCAGAGGUGUUAUCGCUGUGGUUCAGAUAAACACGGCAGCGGAAUGUGUCCUUUUCAAACUGCUGUCUGCUUCCAUUGCAGAAAAACGGGUCAUAUCAAGGAUGUUUGUAAAAGCAGAAUAAAGAGUUCACACCCGAAAUUUCAGCGGCAAGUCAACAAGAGACGAGGGCACCGGCUGAAGAAAGAAUUCAAGUCGAUGGGUGAACUCGACGAACCUGAGCCAGCGUUGCGGCAACUUGACUCAGCGGGGAGGAACGACCCUAUCUAUUUCACACUGAAUCUGCAGGGCGUCCCACUUCGCAUGGAGCUGGAUACCGGUGCGGCUGUAUCGGUGAUUUCUCAACAGCAGUACCACUCGUGUUUUUCAGGCCUUCCACUCAAGCCCACGACUGUGACGCUUCGGACUUACACGGGGCAGUGCGUCUAUCCAAAAGGGGUGUUGGACGUCGAGGUUGAACACAACGGGCAGACCAGUCAUCUACCCGUGUACGUCAUGGCGCAGCGGGGACCGCCGUUAAUUGGAAGAAAUUGACUUCGCAAUCUACGUUUGGAUUGGAACAGUUUGAAUUACAUCCGCCCAGACGCAAGAAAGGAUCUGGCACAGCUGCUGGAAAGGCACGGUCAAGUAUUUGCUGAUGAGCUCGGCGAAAUACAAGGUAGGCAAGCCAGUCCUAUACUCAAGAAAGAAGCCGUGCCUAAAUUCAUGAAGGCCAGGAGUAUCCCUUUUGCGCUGAAACCGGCAGUAGAGAAGGAACUGGAAAAAUUAGAGAAACUAGGUGUUUUGGAAGCGGUAGCCUCAAGUCGAUACGCUUCACCUAUUGUCCCGGUAGUGAAGAAGGAUGGAUCAGUACGCAUUUAUGGUGAUUACAAGGCCUCACUGAAUCCAUGUUUGGAGGUCGAUGUUUACCCCUCGCCGAAGAUCGACGAAAUGUUCGCAGUCUUGUCAGGGGGGAAGGUAUUUUCUCGAAAAUCGACUUAAAUCGGGCAUACCUACAGGUCACCAUGGACGAAAGGUCAAGUGAUUAUCUGACUCUCAAUACGUACAAGGGACUGUUUCGCGUAAAGCGAUUGGCUUUCGGAGUGUCUUCCGCCCCAGCAAUUUUCCAGCGUAUUAUGGAAAAUGUCUUGCACGGAUUAGAUGGAGUUAUCUGCUACCUUGACGAUAUUUUGGUAACUGGAAAAAGCGAACUACAACAUCUCGAAAACCUCGAAAGGCUCUUGCAACGUCUAGCAGAACGUGGCGUUCGCAACAGACGUGAAAAAUAUCACAAGCCCCUCCAAACCAUUUUUGGUCCCAAAACAGGCAUCUCUACAGUUGCAGCGGCUCGACUCCAGAGAUGGGCCAUCACGUUAUCCGCAUACAGCUUCAACUUGGUAUAUCGACCAGGACAAACAAACAUCGAAGCAGAUUGCUUAAUUGUCACGUCUUCCACUGCCUGCUGCUUCAGAAGUAAUGACUGAAGAUGAGGCUGACACUUUUUACACCCUCCGUUGGGGCACUUUCCUAUUAGCAGUUCAGACAUCGCGCGUGAAACAUCCAGAGACCCCAUUUUGAGUCAGGUGUUGAGGUACACUCUUACAGGAUGGCCUCACCUCGAACCGUGUCAGGACUUAAGACCUUAUUGGAUCAAGAGGUCUGGACUGUCUACAAGUCAGAAUUGCAUUCUUUGGGGCAUGCGAAUUGUUAUUCCCACUUCAUUACAGCAAGCCGUACUCCACGAAGGACACCCUGGUGUUGUGCGUAUGAAGGAGGUCGCAAGAAGCUACGUCUGGUGGCCCCGAGUCGACCUGGACAUACAAAGCUUGGUGAGGAACUGUGCCCCAUGUCAGCAAGAAAGGCCUCUGCCAAUGCAAGCCCUACUACACCCAUGGGCCUGGCCGGCGAGGCCUUGGUCCCGUCUCCACCUAGAUUUCGCCGGCCCAUUUCAACAAUGCAACUUCUUAGUAGCAGUGGCCAUUCUGCACUGCACAUACAGCAUACAGCACAUUCUGCACAUACAGCAGCUGGCCAUUCCAAAUGGCCAGAGGUAUUUAUUAUGCGUUCAACUUCUACAGACAGCACCCUAACGAAGCUCAGAGAAAUGUUUGGACGUUUCGGAUUGCCAGAGGUCCUGGUAUCAGAUAAUGGUCCCCAAUUUUCCAGUGAGCAGUUUAGAAUU
Molecule: messenger RNA, 3120 nt
Organism: Ornithodoros turicata
Lineage: Eukaryota; Metazoa; Arthropoda; Arachnida; Ixodida; Argasidae
Exons: 2
Coding region: 309-1493 (394 amino acids)
Biological process (GO): proteolysis
Molecular function (GO): zinc ion binding; nucleic acid binding; aspartic-type endopeptidase activity
Source: RefSeq, a predicted model, not a curated record